Helianthus annuus (common sunflower) is the source of this 1048-nucleotide messenger RNA. RefSeq names its product plectin-like. The transcript is spliced from 5 exons. Bases 1 to 1023 code for a protein of 340 amino acids. The record is from RefSeq and is a predicted model, not a curated record. Lineage: Eukaryota; Viridiplantae; Streptophyta; Magnoliopsida; Asterales; Asteraceae.
AUGGCUGAACCGUCAAAUCCACACAAUGUGGAGGGUGAAAACCUGGAGCCUUCAUCGCCGGUGGUGGCGGAGGAAGAAGAGGGGGGAGCCGCCGGUGGUGGUUUACCGGUGUUAAAGUGGACCAAGAAGACCUUUGAUCGUCUGAUUCUUGAUGUCCAAAUGCCCCCUGAAUAUGGGGCCUGUUACCCAUCGGAGGCUGCGGGCUCGCAGUCUGGUGCUGGGAAGAGGCAAGUAGAAGAGACGGCCGCUGGUGCCGGUGGACCGAAACGUCAGAGGUUGCAGUCUAAGAGGACUGGUCCGACAUCAAAGAAACCUGCGGUUAUUGUUGAGCUUCAAGAUAAAGAUUUUUCUAUCUUUGAUGCUCCGGAGUCACCCCCGCAUGAUACGGGCGCGGGUGUGACUGAGGAACCUUCGACAACUCCUAUCAAGGUGGUGCCUGAGUCAACCGUGCGGAUGGAGGGUACCGCAGAGAAGGUCGCGACCCAGAUAUUCGAUACCGUUGAUUCGUCCAACAAUCUGAUCUCUCCCAAUGAGGGAGACAAUUUGGGUCUGCGGUUUUCUGAUUCUGGGAAGCAAAAGUCUGAUGCAGAACCGCAAAAAACUGAUGCUGAAGCAGCGAACGUUACCUUGGGCAAAGAGAAAGCUGCAGCUGAGGCAAUUGCGGUUAAAGCGCAACAAGCAGAGGCCCUGGCUGUUAAGGCGCUGGAAGAGGCCAAGGAAACGGGGGCCCGUACUGCGAAGGCCCUUGAUGAGGCCAAAGAGAGGGAAAACCGCACUUCGAAGGCUCUGGAAGAGGCGAACGCGGAGCGUACCCGCUUGGGUAAGGUUGUUGCCAGCCUUCAGGCUGAGGUUCAGACCCGGGAGGUCGCGGUCACUGACCUCACAGCCCGCAUGACUGCAGCAGAAGAGCGAGCUAACACUGCUGUUGAGGCCAAGGAUGCCUUGGCAUCUUCUUUUAACCAGCUGGAGGCUGAUCGCGAGUGGAUGCGGAGUCAUGGCAUCGCGCGUGUAAGUAUGUUGUGAUGUUUGAGCCAAAGGUUGACCAUAU